Anolis carolinensis (green anole) is the source of this 3645-nucleotide messenger RNA. It is a transcript of the gene c4h6orf62, whose product is annotated as chromosome 4 C6orf62 homolog. NCBI's taxonomy places the organism in Eukaryota, Metazoa, Chordata, Lepidosauria, Squamata, Anolidae. The coding region runs from base 1804 to 2496 and encodes 230 amino acids. The record is from RefSeq and is a predicted model, not a curated record. The transcript has 5 exons.
UGAAGGCUUCUCGCUCGGUCCUCUGCGUCGUCGUCAGCGCGAGAGAAGGCGAGGCCUAUCCUUCGGCUGCGAGGGGACAGGAGGGAGGCCUUCGCUCGCUCUCUGGCCUCCUGCCCUUUCUUUUCCCCCCUUCCUUCCGUAGCGCAGGGACUGCUAGGCCUUCCUCCUCGUCCUCCGCCUCCUCCUCUCUGCCCGUCCUCCUUCCUCUUUCUCCUCCCGCCGCCGCCAUUUGCUGCUUCUCCCCGGCGGCUCCAGCGUCGGCGAUGGGGACCAGGCUGCUGGGGCUGAGCAGCAGCGGCAGAGCGGGCGGCCCGGUGGCCUUGGACGGCGCCGCGGGGAUGCUGAGGGAGCUGGGCGGCUUCUUCUUGGUGGCCUUCUCUUGACAUGGCUCCGGCCCGGCCCGCUUCCCACAGCGCCGCCACCGACGCCUCCUCGGCCCCGCCCGCCGGCUGCGGGUAGACAGAAACAGACAGACAGACAGACACGCCGCCAUACUCCUCCGCCGCCGCCUCCUCGGGCCUCUCUCGAUUCAGACAAAAGAGGGAAGCUGUCACACUUUGCUCUUCCAGGGGGUGAUUCGGAAACAGCUCCAAACCGUCAGCACACAAGUAAUAAUAGAGGACAAUCCUUUAUUAUUAUUCUUGUUGUUGUGAUCUUAUCCUUCCCCAUUUCUUGUGAGAGGAAACUUUAAUAAUUGUUUUCCCUUUGGGCGCUUUUUCUCCCCCCUCCCUUGUUGUUCUUUAUCAAGGAGAGCAUGGAGGCCUCGUUGUGAGGAGCACAGGCCUCAGGAAGAGAAAGGCAAAGGCUCAGCCCCAUGUAAGCUGGUGCCAGGCGGUGGAGGGAAGAGGAAAAGGAGGAGGAGGACUUCUCACCUUCCAGGGCAUCGGUGGAGGGGAUGUAGGCCAAGACCGAGAGCUCGACUCUUGGACCCCAGCCUUUGGGCCAGAGAGUAGCACCUUUGAGGGCCCCCCUUCUUGAUACCCUCCUUGUCUCAAUGGCCAUCAUGAUCCCUUUCCUUCUCUCUGACAGACCCAGCCUCAGGGCGGCCACGUGCCUCAUUACGAGCAGGAUGAAGUUAGAAAUGACUCUGCCCUUUGCCAGACCUUUGCAAACCAGCACCUUGUUGUCUGUAGCCGAUGAUGAUUUUCUCCUUGGUAGGGAAGCGUCUUACCUCCCGGGACAUCCACGCCAGUUCUGCCACCCUUCCUUUGCUUUCUACCAAAUCUAAAAUUCUUCCUUUUUUAAAAAAAAUAAUAAUAAAUAAAGCCAGGCAGCAUAGCAAUAUAAAGAAAAAAAUCUUGAUAAUAAUAAUCAGCAGAGUCAUGAAUCUGGGCGGGGUAGAACACUGUCUUUGAUUUUCUGUUUUUGUUUGGGUUUUGGGUCAAAACCAACAGCGCCCAAAUGGAUUGGGUCCAUGCCCAUGCCGAUUCCGGGUUUUUUUUACUCAUACAAAUUGUGAUAAGAUUUUCCCCCCAUUCUUGCCCAUUUCUCCCCGUGGUUUAAACUGUUGUCUAUCAGUGUAUUUUCUUCAAAUUUCUUUGGGCUUUUAAUAAUACUGCACAAGCGUUUUUUGUCCAACGAUGGUUGGGCGACUCCUUAUUUUGUUUUAUGACCCCUCUAAUAAGACAGUCUCGUAGAACAAAUGCCAGAGGUGCAUUUUUUUGGGUUGCGCCUGAGUUUUAUUGAUUCAGCCGUAUGAGCAGGAAUAAAAUGACUUAUUUCUGUUGUACUCGAGUCUUAUGAGAAAAGGGCCCAUAGCUUAGUGACGGUUUCCAAAGGCUUUAGUACCACCUGUAUUACAAAAUGGGGGACCCAAACUCCCGGAAGAAACAAGCUCUGAACAGACUUCGUGCUCAGCUUAAAAAGAAAAAAGAAUCUCUAGCUGACCAGUUUGAUUUCAAGAUGUAUAUUGCCUUUGUAUUCAAAGACAAGAGGAAAAAGUCAGCGCUCUUUGAAGUGUCUGAAGUGAUACCAGUAAUGACCAAUAAUUAUGAAGAAAAUAUCCUGAAAGGUGUGCGGGAUUCCAGCUAUUCCUUGGAAAGUUCCAUAGAGCUUCUACAAAAGGAUAUAGUACAGCUGCAUGCACCCCGUUAUCAGUCUAUGCGCAGGGAUGUGAUUGGCUGUACACAGGAAAUGGACUUCAUUCUUUGGCCUCGGAAUGAUAUUGAGAAGAUAGUCUGUCUUCUAUUUUCUAGGUGGAAGGGAUCGGAUGAUGAGCCCUUUAGGCCGGUUCAGGCCAGGUUUGAAUUUCAUCAUGGUGACUAUGAAAAACAGUUUCUGCAUGUACUGAGCCGAAAGGACAAGACUGGAAUUGUUAUCAACAACCCUAACCAGUCAGUGUUUCUCUUCAUUGACAGACAGCACUUGCAGACUCCAAAAAACAAAGCUACAAUCUUCAAGUUAUGCAGCAUCUGCUUGUAUCUGCCACAGGAGCAGCUCACCCACUGGGCGGUUGGUACGAUAGAGGAACACCUCCGCCCUUACAUGCCAGAGUAGGGCACUGGCCAGCAAAAUGGGGAAGAUCACAGAAUGCAGGAGUGUGUUUUUUCACUUUUCUCGCCAUUUAUUCUUUCGGAGUUGAAGAAAAUGGACACAUGUUCAGAACACUAUCCAUCGUGGAACUUGAUCAUCCUGGAUUUUUUUUUAAUCAUUUGUAUCUCAGAACUUUAAAUUUUUUUUAGAUGUUUUCUGCAUGGACCUUGUGAAAGAGAAUGCUCUGCAUAUUUCUACAUUGUAUGAGCAUCCUACCAAAAUGUGAAAUGAACGGACUGUAAUACACUGAAAGAAAUGUAUCUGAGAGCACAAAGUGAUCAUUUAUGGUGGUGUUCCCAUUUGUGCUGGUCAUGUCCCCCAAUAUCAGUAUUCAUAGGGUGAGAAGUGAAUGUAAUGGCGUAAAAGCCUUAUAAGCUUUGCCGUUAACAUGAUUGUAUCAGCUGUGUCAGAUUCAUUCUGAUGAAAGUUUAUGGCUUGUUACAGUAGCUGGCUAACCAUGGGAAAGAAAUCUCAAGGAAUAAAAGCAUCUCAUUUGGUGUAGGCACUAUUUGCCUCUCUUAUUUUGCUUGGCCAUGUUUUAAGUUUAUUGGCAUUCUCAUUUUUGGAUCUCUUUCCCCAGUUUGCUGUAUAACUAAAUGUAGAGUGUUCUGUUGAGUUGAAUACAUUUUUACAGACCUGGAGUCUGAAGUAGCCUAAAGCAGCUAAAUUUAAAAUAGGAGCUGCAGAAACUAUAUUGGCAGAGGAUUAUUUUUUUUUCCUGAGAGUUGACUCCUUGCUGGUGAACUACGUAGGAAAUACUGGUUUCCAAAACAUUUCUUACAGAAAACCCUCUGAAGUUCUUUUUGGGAAUGGGGGUGGGGCAGGGAGGGUGGAAUAAGAUAUUCUAAAGCAGUUGUGGAUUUAAUUGUAAAAUAUUGUUUGGAGUGUCAAAGUUGGUUUGACAACAUAUUUUGUUUAAGAUUGUGCAAUGAACAUAAGAAAGACUACUGUAUAGUUUUGGCAAAGAAUGCUUUGCUUAAGGGUUGAGUAAUUUUACUGAAGUAAAUCUGUAUAAGCCUACUCCCUUUGGGUAAUCUAGUGCUUAUCUGUUCAAAAUUUGUAUUUAGCUUUUGUUUGGAAUUGGAAAAAAGAAAUAAAUUAGUUGAACCAUGA